CAUACCCACGUUCGCCUUGUCAUGGAGCCAUGCGCCCACCCCCUUACUGAGUUCCGAAUGCUCAGGGAGUUUGUGAAAGCACUUAGGGACAUUGUUAUCAUCCAAUGUACGGCAGUAUCAGAGUGCAAUGUUUUGCAUCGCAAUUGUAGUCUCUACAAUGCGAUGAUUGUAGAUGAACUGGAUGACAGCAGAGGGCUGUUGAUUGACUGGGAGUUCACAGUAUUCAUUUCUGAAAAUGGU
Suillus plorans is the source of this 240-nucleotide messenger RNA. RefSeq lists its product as uncharacterized. The annotation marks the transcript as partial. NCBI's taxonomy places the organism in Eukaryota, Fungi, Basidiomycota, Agaricomycetes, Boletales, Suillaceae. The transcript has 2 exons. The record is from RefSeq and is a predicted model, not a curated record.